Molecule: messenger RNA, 3786 nt
Organism: Aspergillus pseudotamarii
Lineage: Eukaryota; Fungi; Ascomycota; Eurotiomycetes; Eurotiales; Aspergillaceae
Product: ankyrin repeat-containing domain protein
Exons: 2
Coding region: 1-3786 (1261 amino acids)
Molecular function (GO): protein binding
Source: RefSeq, a predicted model, not a curated record
AUGCCUGCGACUGGCAAUAUCUAUGCUUGGAUGGACGCGCAUAAGAAUAUAAAACUAGAAAAAGACGAGCACGGUGGCCUGAAAUGGCUGCUGGUCGUUGAUGAUACCGAACGCAGCGCCUUGGACUUCGCCAGAGAUGCUAGCACUCCGCAAUGGCAGCUACAGGAGGCGGUUCAGCUAGAAUAUAAAACAUUAUGGGAUCAAUUUAACCUAUACCACACCUGGUCGCUUACAGAAGCGGCCAAGCAGGGCGAUUUGGUCGCGGUCCGACGCCUAGUGGAGGCUGGUGCCGAGAUCUAUAUGCAAGAUGAUGGCAGCGAGAACAACUACUCCGCACUCCGAAUAGCGGCUCGUAAAGGACACGAUCGUAUGGUUCAAUAUUUUCUGGACGCGGAAAAGGACAAGCUCUCCCGUCAUAUAUAUACCCCGGAACGACUAGAGCGGGCAGUACGAAGUGGAAACCAUGAAGAGGUGGAGCGCAUGAUUCCAGAGCGGGACUUCAUCUCUCGAUCGUUAAGUGCCAAAAGCAAGGCGUUGCGUGAGGCAGCUGAGUGUGGGAACCUGGAGCUUCUUCAGUUGCUGUCGGCAAAUGGAGCUCAAAUCAAUGCCAAACGGGAUUACCCCCCGUAUAUGACGGCCCUGGAGUCUGCGGCCCAGGGAGGUCAUUUGCCGUGUGUGCGAUAUCUCCUGCGACACGGUGCUACCACGGCUCCCCAAAGCUCUCAUUCUUCGGCGCUGAAGCGAGCCUCGGCCGGGGGCUUUUCUGACGUAGUGGAUGCCCUCUUGCAAGCAGGGGCAGCGCCCAAUGAUGACAAUUCCCUCCAUGCAGCAGCAUUUGGGGGUCAUCUGGAAAUUGUCAAUCGGCUGGUGGAUGCCGGCGCCGAUAUCGAUGCAAGUCACGAGUACGAGAACAGCUUCCGAGACGGACAUCUCACAGCGCUACAGGAAGCAGCUCGCGGAGGGCAUCUGAAUGUGGUUGACGCACUUGUGCGGAUUGGUGCCGAUGUGAAUGCGUUACCUCGAGAUCGAGGUAUGACCGCACUCCAAGCAGCGGUUUCCUGUAAUUCCCCGGAGAUGGUGAGAUAUCUCAUCGCCGCGGGUGCCAAUAUCAAUGCUCCCGCCGAGGAAUGGGGUCGCACUGCUCUCCAGAAAGCAGCCGAGGUUGGUAGUAUAGAGAUAGUGGACAUGCUGCUUGAUGCAGGAGCAGUACUGGAAAGGUCGGCACGCCGAUAUGUGCAAGACGCUCCCGCACUAGAGUUAGCGAUCAAAGGUGGACAUCUUAGUGUGGCGGCGAGACUUCUCCAGAAGAUAGAGAGAACGGGAGAGCAAGCGCAGAAGCAUUGCUAUGACCCCCUAACCCUAGCGCUGCAUGCGGCCGCCUUUCAGGGCUACGAACAUAUUGUUCGCCGUCUAUUGGAAGUUGGAGCACCGAUAUUGGAGCUAGACAGCCCAACCCUUUUGGUCCCUCACACUGCAUCCAAUGGACACACUGCAAUUGUGAAAAUUCUUCUUGAUGCUGGAGCGGAAAUGGAUGGCACCUCCUCCCGAUAUUCUCGCACAUCACACUCCACGACCGCAUUGCAGAGUGCCGUGGCUGGUGGCCACCUGAGUACCGCCCGUUUGCUUCUUGAGUAUGGAGCGGACAUAAACGCUGCCCCAGCGAGAGUCAAAUCGCCCUUACAUCUGGCCUGUCGGAAUGGGGACGUUAUCAUGGCACGUAUGCUGUUGGAUGCCGGGGCGAACAUUCAUGCCUUGUCGUACUCUGGAAAAUCAGUGCGCCGAUCGGCCGAGAAAGGUGGCAGCGUAGAAAUACUACAAUUGCUUAACAUGAGAGAGGCUCUAGAGCCUUCCGACGGGAACGAAACAAAGAUACUUGACGUGUCCACUAUAGCCAAAAGGGGGUUAUGUUCAACCUGUUUAAGAUUACCCCUGGAGAUAUUCACUAGUUCAAAGUGGUCACGACGUUUCCAACCUUGGUUCCACCCAUCGCUGGUAUCCCUCGAAGAAAGUGCUCGAGGGGGGUGCCCUUUUUGCCUCUUUUUUUGGAAACAGCUGGGCAUCAGCGUGAUUUCGAUUCCUCAACCUAGCAGAGUCCGAAUAUUUUACGCUAGAAGUUCCACCGACGACGUUGCCCAGAUGUUUAGUCAGGUAGAUGAGCCAUAUCCCAAAGAUAUUGAAAGACCCAGAAGUGAACGCGCAGACUUCCAAGCUUGUGUAGAACCUUUUGACGGAAAGGUCAAGGCGCUCCCAGGCAAUACCCAGUCUGCCGAGACAUACCAGCAAAUUGUGACCUGGCUCCGACAGUGCAUCCAAAACCAUCCCGCAUGUACUGUAGGCUCCAACGGUCGUUUCCGACCAACCAGGCUAAUUGACCUGACGGACUGGGGCCGCGGAAGAGCCGCGAAACUCGUUGAAAGCAAUAGCAUUCAUCGCGACCAGUCCAUCCUAUAUAUAGCCUUAAGUCACCGGUGGGACGGACAAAUCACCGCUGCGGCGUCCACAACGUCGGAGAACAUUCUCCCACGGCUUGAGCAACUGACCGUUGAUACGUUGCCACGGAACUUUGUACAUGCGAUGGAAGUUACAUAUGCGCUCAAGAUCAACUAUCUUUGGAUUGAUUCGCUCUGCAUUCUCCAGGAUUCAAGAGAGGACUGGGAUCAGGAAUCAUCCCUGAUGACCGAGGUGUAUCAGAAUUCCUACUGUACAAUCUCAGAUCAAUCGGGUCAAACCAGCUCGGUAGGGCUGUUCUGUUCAGGGGGCGUACAGAAUGACUCGGUCGAAUUUCGAUGCAGCUCCCUAAAGGGCCGGUCGUCUAAGAUGGUUCGUGCAGUGAAGGCCCAACCAUCAUGGGUCACUCUGUUCAAGCGAGGUCCGUUACAAAGUCGCGGCUGGUGCCUGCAGGAGCGGGAACUGUCGCCACGAGUAUUACAUUACACUCCAUCGCAGGUUCUUUGGGAGUGUCGCGCAUUCAAAGCAUCGGAAGGCUGGCCGACGAGGGAUAUCUCCAGUGAACUUUCUAAGGGCCACUCCGGACAUAACCUCCGAAUCCUCGACCGUAUCCAGGCACUAGAUACUCAUGAGGUCUACGCCUCGUGGUUAAACACCGUUCGGGAUUACGCGUCUCGCAGUCUGACCAAAUACGAGGACACAUUCCCCGCCCUCAGUGGCCUCGCUCGCAUCGUGCAUGGAUAUAUCCACUGCGACUAUGUGGCGGGCAUGUGGGCUGCUGACCUGCGGAGGAGCAUCGCAUGGGCACCCGACGAACACAUGAAUGACACCCGCUUCUCAACCUCGCGACAUGCCACGUACGUUGCUCCUACUUGGUCCUGGGCGUCGGUGAUGGGAACGAUCAAUUUUUACAAGGCCAAGGCGCUAUCUCGGGAUGUAUCCGAGGAGACUGCUGCCGUUAUUGACGGCUGGAGGAUCACGCAUUUGACUCGAGAUCCCUUCGGCCAGAUCGCAACGGCAGAAUUGCAUAUGACUGCCCCAAUCCUGACGGCGGUUCUUGACUACCACUCGGCUGCCUCGUAUUAUUACCUUCACGGUCCCCACGAUACGGGGAGUAAGUGGUACGGACAGAUGGCCUUCGAUGUCGAGGUUGAGAGCGUAUCACUACAAGUGGUGUGGUGUAUCCCUCUUUUCACCAGUGAUACUAGGGGCGGUAUCGGCCUGGCCCUAGUCCCCGUUCAGGGCCAGGAACACACGUACCGACGGGUUGGACGUAUCUGGGAGCUGGAAAUGUCUCAUUUCCAAACGCUGGAGAGACAGAGUAUCGUCCUCAUCUGA